AUGUCGAAGAGGGAGGAGUACCCGGGCGACGACAACUAUUCCUCUGUCAACCACGUCGCGGACGCCUUGGAGACGCCGGCGACGGCUGGUCACGAUGCAGAGGCUGACCCGUUCGCAGAGGAAACCGGGUCUGAGCCAAAGUCGGUGCCCGAGACGCCGGACCAGGAGAGCGGGAUGGUGGGAGCGGCCACGAAAUCCAGCGGGGCGAAGCGGCGGAAGGGGAAGAAGCCCAUCUCGGAGCUCGCGCCGCUCGAGUUCUCCGGCCGCUUCGCGGGCGGGCUCCGCGCCGACCUGCUGCGCCGCGUGCCGCUCUACGUGUCGGACUGGACCGAGGCCUUCACCGGCGGCAAUUGCAUGAAGACGACCGCCUCCAUCUGCUUCCUCUUCUUCGCCUGCCUCUCGCCCGCCGUCACCUUCGGCGCCGCCUUCGCCGACGCGACCGACAACCAGCUCGGCGUCAUCGAGACGAUCAUCUCGUCUGGCAUGUCGGGCCUCAUCUACUCCUUCCUCUCGGGCCAGCCCCUCUGCAUCCUCGGCGCGACCGGCCCCGAGCUCGCCUUCCCCGUCGUUUUUUACGAGAUUUGCCAAUGGGGGGGGAUGGAGGUCGACUUCCUGGCGGCGCGCGUCUGGCAAGCGCUGUGGUGCUCGCUCUUCACGAUCAUCGUCGCGCUCUUCGACCUCUCGGCGUGCAUGAAGGUGUGCACAAGGUUCACCGAGGAGAUCUUCUCCUUCCUCAUCUCGAUCAUCUUCAUCGUCGGCGCCUUCACCACCCUCAUCAAGCUCUACCUCGCCGACCCCGACGUCGAGGGCGACGACCCGGCGGCGCCGGCCAACCGCGCAAAGGCCUUCCUCGGCACGCUGCUCGGCCUCUUCACCUACUUCACCGCCAUGUGGUGCCGCGCCUUCCCCAAGCGCAACGAGACGACGCCGCUCGUCCGCAAGCUCGUCGCCAACUACGGCGUCACCCUCUCCAUCCUCCUCUACUCGGGCAUCAACUACGGCUUCCGCGACGUCGACGUGCCCUGCCUCGACAUGCCGGACGAGAUUGUGCCCACCGCGACGCUCAACGGGACCGGCGAGUCGCGCGGCUGGUUCGUCAACCCGUUCGGGGACGAGACCGCCUCCGGCUACGACACGCCCGGCGUCGGCUUCAUCUUCUUCGCCGCCGUGCCGGCGCUCGGCCUCGCCGUGCUCGGCUACCUCGACCAGAACCUGACGACGCUGCUCAUCAACCGCAAGGACCACAACCUGAAGAAGGGCGGCGCGUACCACCUCGACCUCCUCGUGUGCGGCAUCUUCAUCUACCCCAUCUGCGGCUUCUUCGGCCUCCCCUUCACGCACGCCGCGACCGUCCGCUCGAUGUCGCACCUCAUGUCGCUCAUGACGCGCGAGGACUCCACGAACGAGCACGGCCAGACGGUCUCCAAGGUGACCAACGUGGUCGAGCAGCGGGUGACGCACCUGGGCAUCCACUGCCUCCUCCUCGCCGCGCUCGGCCUCUCCGCGGUGCUCACCAAGAUCCCGAAGGUGGUCCUGGCGGGCGUCUUCCUCUACAUGGGCGUCACGGCGCUGCCAGGCGUGCAGCUGUACGAGCGGCUCUGGCUGUGGCUCAUCUGGGACCCGAAGAAGUACCCGCAGUACGACUACGUGACCCAGGUGGCGCGCAAACCGCUCCACCUCUAUACGCUCUUCCAGUUCUCCUGCCUCGCCGUCCUCUACGCCCUGACCAAGGUGCCAAACCCGUACAUCUCGGUCAUCUUCCCAUUCUUCAUCGCCUUCCUCCCCCUGAUCCGCAAGCUGGUGCCAAAGUGCUUCCCCUCCGUCUGGAGCAAGGAGGACCUCAAGGCGCUCGACAAGUAA
This is a messenger RNA of Emiliania huxleyi CCMP1516, 1860 nucleotides long. RefSeq lists its product as hypothetical. Gene Ontology annotation, molecular function: solute:inorganic anion antiporter activity. Lineage: Eukaryota; Haptophyta; Isochrysidales; Noelaerhabdaceae. The record is from RefSeq and is a predicted model, not a curated record. Gene Ontology annotation, cellular component: plasma membrane. The transcript is spliced from 2 exons. Gene Ontology annotation, biological process: bicarbonate transport; monoatomic anion transport; transmembrane transport. The coding region runs from base 1 to 1860 and encodes 619 amino acids.